AUGGCUGCCAGGGUUGCCCCAUCCUCGUCCUCUGCCACCUCCUUCUCCUCGCUGCCCACUCUUCACCAUUCACACUCGCACUCAAAUCCGCAUUCUCACUCUCACCGGCACCAGCCCGUCCAACCCCACGACGCCAAUAACAUCCCCAACAACUCCCCACCGAAUCCCACCACCAAGAAUAGGACCAGCCCCAAUUCAAUAAUUAUCCCCAGCACAAACGCCACCCCCGGAUUCUCACCGCGAAAAUCGACCUCCCCCGCCCCGCAGCACCGCCGUGGAUACCAGGCCUGCGAUCCGUGUCGCAAAAGAAAAGUCCGCUGUGACUUGGGAAGCGUUGACAACCCCAGGCCCCCGCCAUGCGUCCGCUGCCGCAGAGAAAGCAAACGCUGCGAGUUCUCCGCUACCCGCCGCAAACGUAAGACAUCAGAGACUGCUGGUCAUGCCAAUGGCGAUAUCGAGGAAGAUGUCACUCUGCACAGAGACAAGCGGAUGAUGUCCGCAGAUGCGUCCCUUCUCGACCCUGCUGAUGGCAAUCCCACCACUACCAAUAACAGUACCAGUAAUGAUAACGACAAUGAUGACGAUAAUAAAAGCAACGGCGUCUCCCCGUUCUCGCACACAACCUCCUCCGCCAUAGAUCCGGAUAUCGCCGUGGCCCCGACGCACCGUCGAUGGACUGAGCCGGACCUCCCUCCGCCCAACCGCCUCUCAAUAAGUUCCAGCCAGUAUCCCAGCAACAACAGCACCGCCACCACUACCAACGUCAAUAACAAUCGACUCCCAACGCGGGUGGGUGCAUCCAGCUACGCCGAAAACAGUCUGAGCCAACAAGUCAUGAACCGCACCGCUGCAGAACUUCUCUCCCCAGCCAUCAGCAACACCCACGAUGCCCUCCAUCUCCUCUCCGAAGCCGCGGGACGCACAGAGGACCUAAAUCGCCAGCAGCGCUUUGCCACGGGGGCCGCCGAUGCCAUGGCAUCUGGCAGUACGCAGAGGAAAUCUUCUAGGUCGAUGUCUGUUGGCCAGCAACAGUCUGGUCAUCAGCUUCACACGCUGCCGGCUGGCUCCAGAACUGGGGUAGUUAACCACUGCACUGCAGAUGGGGUAGGGGUUGGCGUUGGCGUUGGAGUUGGAGUUGGGGGCGGCGAGGCUGGAGGAGCAGGGGUAGGGUUGAUAAACCCAGAUGCAUCGCUGAAGGGUGGAUAUACGGAGGAUAUGGACUAUGCGAAUGCUGCGAGGGCGUGGUCGAGGUUCCGCUUUAUAAGGGCGGGGUGGUUUAGUAUCGAUGAGGCUAUGAGAUAUAUUGUAUACUACUACGAACAUCUUGCCCCCUUAAGCCCCAUCGUAAUACCAGACUACAGCUCCCCAGCAACCCAUUUAACUUUACUAACCGAAGAGCCCGUCCUAACUGUAACUAUGCUCACUAUUGCCUCCCGCCACAUGCCCCUGACAGGUAAUGGCGCUAGCUCUCGCGCCCACUCCAUUCACGAGAAGCUCUGGUCCUACUUGCGGGGCAUGAUCGAGCGCCUCUUCUGGGGCCAGGAGAAGUUCGACGGUGGCACGUUACCAUCCCAAAUGUCCAAAUUUUCCUUGAACCCCGGCCAAUCGAAUUCCAGCAGAGGCCAUUUGAGAUCUUUGGGCACGAUAGAGGCACUCUUGUUAUUGACUGAUUGGCAUCCACGCGCUCUGCAUUUCCCACCUGGAGAUGAUGAGAAUACCCUGCUGGAUAUUGAUCCGCAAUUUCUCACGCAGAUUCAGAGUGCGGAUAAUCAUGAAUAUGACGGCAUGAUCGGUUCCAAAAACCAGAGCCACAGUCUUAGUAACAGUAACAGUAACAGCCACAAUGGCUCUGGUUCAGAGGGCCGUCUGGCAUUUUACAAAUGGCUCGAACCCGUCUGGCGCUCAGAUCGCAUGUCAUGGAUGCUCCUCAGCACCGCGCAAGCUCUCGCCUUCGAGUUAGGCGUCUUCGACCCCAAAAAUAACCGGCUGUCAAGUCACACCAGCACCACGGAAUCGUUCGCGGAGCGGAUCCGCAAGCGGCGCGUGCGCAGGCUUAUACUCGUCUAUAUAUCGCAGAGCAGCGGCCGGCUGGGGAUUCCUUCCAUGCUUCCACUACCGCAGUGGGGGAUCAAUAUGGAUCCUGGAUUGUCGCUGGAGGAGUCACGGUUGCUAGACCCCAAUGAGGACCGCUCGAUUGACCUUAUGCAGGAUUGCUGGAUGGAUAUCUCAAAGAUUAUGUAUACGAGUAACCAGGUGCUGUUUCAGAGUAAAGAGCAGACGUCGAAUUUGAUUAAAAGUGGGAGGUAUAGAGAGCAGAUUGAUAAGUUUACGCCGUCGUUGAGGGAGUUUAAAGGGAAGUUUGACCGGGUUUCCAUGCCGGCCCAUAUGCGACAUAUUCUCGCGAUCGAAUAUGAAUAUACUCGGCUAUAUAUCAACUGCCUCGCGCUUCAAGCAGUUGUGGAUAGAUGGACGACAAUGACUAUCGAAGUCCAAAAUUCAUCAGCGACCGCACGGCCGAAUUCAACUGGUCCGGCAAAUACAUCUACCGCUACUGCAACUACAACGGCCACGGCCUCUUGGCGCGUCCUCAUGGAGCAAUACCAGGUCAACGAACCGUAUAUACAAGAGGUGGUGGAUGCCUCUAGGCGCAUUUUGAAAACUGUUCUGGAUGGUCUUGUCCCCGGUGACUCUCUGAAACAUGCUCCCGUUCGCACUUUUUUCAGAAUUCUAUCGGGGAUGAUAUUCAUUCUGAAGACAUUUACCCUAGGAGCCAAAGAAGAUGAAGUUCGCAUCUCCCUGGACUUACAGGACCGUACUAUCGAAUCCCUACGCACCUGCGUCGUCGACGACGUCCACCUCAGCGUCACAAUAGCUGAUCUGCUCCAGCUCCUAACCUCCAACAUCCGCAAUAGAUUUCUCCGCUUUGCGCCCCCAGACCGCGUCACAGGCGAAUGCCCCAGUCGCGAACGAACCCCGCUGCCCCAACAACCGCAGCCACAGCCAUUACUCUCCUCGCCAUUGUCUACACACCAAUCGCCCCAUCCACCCGACCAGCAUCUAAACAACCACACCCUAUCCCAACAGCCGGAUCAGAACCAGAACCAGAAUGACUUCCACAGUCCCUCAAGGUGGCACACCACCAACGCCCCGAGUCCCUUCCAAUUCGAUGCAAACCAUCACCACCAAACACCAUCCACCUCUUCCGCCCCAUCAACCCACACAGACCCGCUCGCAAGCAUCCCCGCCAAACCCCUCAACUCCACCAGCCUAGGAGUCUCCUUCAUGCCGCCGCCUGCCUCCGUCUUUUACAACUACUACGACCCCAGCACCGCCACGCUAAAAAUGGACUUGGACGGCGAUCCUACCGCCACAGCCACAGCCGGCGCAGGCGCAUCGCCCAUCACUAUCGCGCCGGAGGUUAUCAGUAACCAAAACACCAGUAACGGGAACGACGGGUCAGGUAUGGCUAAUGGUGCUGGUGCUGGUGCUGGUGCUGGUGGUAGUGGGGGCGCGCAGUCUGACUGGUUUGCGUUGCCGCUUGAUCAGUUCUUUAAUAAUGCGACGAUGGGGGUUGAUCAGGGGCUGGGCGGGACGGGGCCCAUGGUGGGGGAAUUUGACAUGCUAGAGGUGUUGUUGAAGGAGCAGGAUGAUAUGGGGAAUGGGUUGUCGGGUGGGUUUUUGUAG
This is a messenger RNA of Paracoccidioides lutzii Pb01, 3684 nucleotides long. RefSeq lists its product as hypothetical. The record is from RefSeq and is a predicted model, not a curated record. Bases 1 to 3684 code for a protein of 1227 amino acids. Gene Ontology annotation, molecular function: zinc ion binding; DNA-binding transcription factor activity, RNA polymerase II-specific. Gene Ontology annotation, cellular component: nucleus. The transcript is spliced from 6 exons. Gene Ontology annotation, biological process: aromatic amino acid catabolic process; positive regulation of transcription by RNA polymerase II.